Ornithodoros turicata is the source of this 1395-nucleotide messenger RNA. RefSeq names its product GDP-D-glucose phosphorylase 1-like. The record is from RefSeq and is a predicted model, not a curated record. Gene Ontology annotation, biological process: glucose metabolic process. NCBI's taxonomy places the organism in Eukaryota, Metazoa, Arthropoda, Arachnida, Ixodida, Argasidae. Gene Ontology annotation, molecular function: GDP-D-glucose phosphorylase activity. Gene Ontology annotation, cellular component: cytoplasm.
CUAAAAUCGCAAAGCGCAGGCAGCCGUGAGCGUCGCGUGUGCCAUGGCAACGGCCACGUUCCAGUUGUGAUGUGACAAAAUGAUAGAUAUUCGUCGAUAUGACGGUAGAUAUACGAUAUACGCGUCAGAUAUAUGAUUGUCCGACAGGCAGACGGUGCACACAGACGUUCGCAGCCAAGAUAACCGCAGCAGUUCGUUGCUGAAUCAUUUCUGAAAUUGCGGCCAUUCGCUUAGAUUGGUGUAAUGAAGAAGGAAAUAAACUCUAUACUUCACUACAAUCGUGAGGACCUCAUAGAUAAGGUCCACCUUAACGAAGCGCAGAAACUGUCAGCGUUCGAUCAAGUACUGCGCUCCAAAUGGGACGAAGCGGUAGAGAACGGGUGCUUUUGGUACCAACUCGACAAGUUAGAAACGAAAGUUCUCUCGGGAAAAUUCAAGUUUGUAGCUCAGCUGAACGUCAAGCGAGCGCAAGAGCGUCGCAAACCCCAGCACAUCACGUCUGUGACCAUGCCCUUCGAUAAUAGCCUUUUUAACUUCACCAAGGUUAAAGAUGCGGAGAUUUUGUUCCGGAUUAAAAAUAUUGAGGAGGAAACAAGCAGUCAGGCUGGACACUACGUAAUUAUCAAUGUGAGCCCAUUAGAAUAUUGCAACGCCUUGCUUGUGCCGUACCUAGAAGAUUGCCUCCCACAGGUAACGACCUCGGGGUUUUGCUCGAAUAAGAGUGCAUCUUUGCAGCCAGAAUAUUCUACCUUCCAGGUCCUAACGCGGCAGGGCCUUCUCCUCGCAAUUGACACGGUACUUUUGAGUGGCAGUCCCGCUUUUCGCCUUGGUUUUAACAGCUUAUGCGGAUUUGCGUCUGUCAACCAUCAUCACUAUCACAUGUAUUACCUGGAACACAGGCUGUACCUCGAGACUGCGAGUGUCAGUCAUUUAUAUGGGAACUGCUACGAGAUAGUCGACUAUCCCGCAGAAGGAUUUGCAUUUCAAGCAACUUCUAAGAAUAGAAGCACUAUUGUCAACGAAAUCCUGAAGGUGGUUCAAGUGUUUGUAGACGACUCAGUGGCGCAUAACAUAUUCAUAACUAGAGGAAGCGAAUUCGGUGAAAAUAACGUCAAAGAUGUCGAGAGAUAUUCCGUUGUGCGUAUUUACGUGUGGGCACGAAGAUCGUCCUAUGGGGCCAAGGAUGAAGCCGCGUUUAAUGUGGCUUUGUGCGAGCUUUCUGGACACCUUCCUAUGAAAUCUGACGAAGGGUUCCAGACGGUUACAGAAGAAUCGGCUGCUGCUGAUUUGAGAAGCUUCUGCCACGACACGUUUGUACCAGUCCGGAACAAGCUCCUUCAAAAGUAUUCAACUAGAUAGUCGUGACAAGAAUAAACGCCACUGUUCUGUAGAGGA